CAAGUCGACGGACAACUCUUGUCGCUUACAAUUAUUAUUAUACACGAUGUACACAUGAUCUAAAAUCAUAAUUUAUGUAAUGCAUAGUAUAUUUAAAUUAUUGUAGAAAAUCAAAAAUUUAUUAAUAGCCGCUGGAAUAGUGCCACAUAUUUGAGCCCACGGGGUCCGUGUAAAGGUCAACUUUGUGAGGGUGAGAUUAGAACAGCAACAUGUGGAACAAAGUUGUGUUUUCUUCGAGGUCGACCUCACGCCUCCUCUUCUUCUCUCGGCCACUCCGGCCGUUUGUUUGUGGACGUUUACGUCCGAACCCCAGCAGACCAAACUCCGGCAAAAGCUUCAAUGUUCCACCGAGCGCCGAGUUUGUGGCGAGAGUCUCCGGGAUCCCAACGAUGGCCAAACUGCCUUACACGAACAAAAUGGCGGGCCUGGAUGCCGCCUUCAUUGGCGUCCCUAUCGAUACUGGAACCUCCAACAGACCAGGAGCCAGGUUUGGUCCCCGGCAGAUCCGAGUGGAAUCGUCCAUGCUGAGGGCCUAUAACGCCGGCACCCGUGCCGCCCCUUUCGAGUCCCUGGUGGUGGCGGACAUCGGAGACGUCAACGUCAACGUGUACGACCUGAAGGACACGUGCAGGCGCAUCAGGGACGCCUACAGAGACGUCGUGUCCUCGGGCUGCAUCCCUCUCACCAUGGGUGGGGAUCACACAAUUACAUAUCCGAUCUUGCAAGCCGUUGCUGAAAAGUACGGCCCAGUGGGGCUGAUCCACGUGGACGCUCACUCUGAUACCAGCGAUGUGGUCCUGGGGGAAAAGAUCGGCCAUGGGACGCCCUUUAGACGAUGCGUGGACGAGGGCCUGCUGGACUGCAAGCGAGUGGUGCAGAUCGGCCUGCGAGGUUCGGGCUACUCGGCCGACGCGUACGAGUGGAGUCGAGCACAGGGGUUUCGUGUGGUGCAAGCGGAGGAGUGCUGGUUCAAAUCCCUGGCGCCUUUAAUGGCUGAGGUCAGGGGUCAAGUCGGCAGCGGCCCCGUCUACCUCAGUUUCGACAUCGACGCUCUCGACCCGGGCUUUGCACCCGGAACAGGGACACCUGAGAUCGCCGGGCUCACCCCCAUACAGGGGGUGGAGAUCAUUCGCGGCUGCCGUGGACUCAGCCUGGUGGGUUGUGACCUGGUUGAAGUGUCUCCGCCCUACGAUACAACAGGAAACACUGCCCUGACAGCUGCCAACCUCCUCUUUGAAAUGUUGUGCGUGCUCCCAAAUGUCAAAUACUACUGAUAGUCAGCAAGCUGAACUUUAUAUGUCACCUAUCGCCAACAUUCUUCUAUUUCUGGUCUGAAAUCAUAUUUGACAAUACAUACCAAGGUGUCACGUACAAGAGAAGUGUAUCAAAUGUGCCACAUGGGGGUGCAAGUGAGUGGAUUUAUUCACAUAUUUACAUUAAAACACUUGAAUAGGAGUUUCACCAACGCAUUUAUUGUGUAUUUUAUGACAAUGUCUUAUGUGAAGAGAUGUUUGCAUCAAAUUGAGGCAAUUAAAGUCCAUAAU
Molecule: messenger RNA, 1544 nt
Organism: Entelurus aequoreus (snake pipefish)
Lineage: Eukaryota; Metazoa; Chordata; Actinopteri; Syngnathiformes; Syngnathidae
Gene: agmat
Product: agmatine ureohydrolase (agmatinase)
Exons: 7
Coding region: 210-1274 (354 amino acids)
Molecular function (GO): agmatinase activity; metal ion binding
Source: RefSeq, a predicted model, not a curated record